Molecule: messenger RNA, 2451 nt
Organism: Microthlaspi erraticum
Lineage: Eukaryota; Viridiplantae; Streptophyta; Magnoliopsida; Brassicales; Brassicaceae
Source: the annotation of a GenBank genome assembly
AUGCUUGAGUACAGUUGCAGCUCCGUUGAUUGGAAGCCGUCUCCGGUGGUAGCCCUAGCUAACAGCGCCGACGAUACUCAAGUCGCCGCCGCUCGCGAGGACGGUUCUCUUGAAAUCUGGCUCGUCUCCCCCGGCGCCGUCGGAUGGCACUGUCAACUCACCAUCCAUGGCGAUCCGAAUUCGAGAAUCUCGUCGCUUGCUUGGUGCCGUGCUGGUUCUCAGGGACUGCCUUCCGGUCGUCUCUUUUCUUCAAGCCUCGAUGGUUCCAUCUCUGAGUGGGAUCUUUUCGACUUGAAGCAAAAGAUUGUCCUCGAAUCGAUUGGAGUCACAAUCUGGCAAAUGGCUCUGGCUCCUCCAGCUAAUGUUCCCUCCACUGAUGCAGUAUUCAAAGCUGAGAAUGGAUACUCGAGCGAGAAGUCAAAUGCUGAUGAAGAAAGUGGGAGUGAAGAAGAUGACUCCGACUUGGACGAGUUUCACGAUCAAUCAGAGGAUACGUAUAGGCUACUAGCAGCUGCCUGUGAUGAUGGUUGCGUGAGACUGUACCGUAUCUCUGAGUUGAACAAGUUGACUUAUUAUAGAUCACUGCCUAGGGUCAAUGGACGUGUCUUGAGUGUGGCAUGGUCUCCAGACGCGCAGAGACUCUUUUCGGGUAGUAGCGAUGGGCUGAUAAGAUGCUGGGACGCUAACUCCUGCAAUGAGGUAUACAGAAUUACAGUUGGUCUAGGUGGACUGGGAAGUGGCUCUGAGCUUUGUGUUUGGUCACUUCUUUCUUUGAGGUGUGAAGUUCUUGUUAGUGGAGAUAGUACAGGAAGUGUCCAGUUUUGGGAUAGUCAGUAUGGAACUCUUUUGGAGUCGCACUCUAAUCACAAAGGUGAUGUCAAUGCUCUUGCAGCAGCCCCCAGCCAUAACCGAGUCUUUUCUGCUGGUUCUGAUGGACAGGUUAUUCUUUAUAAGCUCUCUGGUAGCACAAACAGUUCUCAAGAUUUGAAGCCUUCUUCCCUUCAGAAAUGGGAUUAUAUUGGUUAUGUAAAGGCUCAUACACAUGACAUCAGAGCUCUAACAGUUGCUGUGCCAAUUAGUCGAGAAGAUCCCUUUCCGGAUGAGAUAUUGUCACAUGGAAAAAGUCGUAAGCUUCGGAAAAAAGGGAAGCCGGUUGACUUUACUUACCAUAAAUGGGCUCAUUUAGGUGUUCCGAUGCUCAUUUCAGCUGGUGAUGAUGCAAAGCUCUUUGCAUAUUCAAUUCAGGAAUUUACCAAGUUCUCGCCACAUGAUAUAUGCCCUGCGCCUCAGAGAGUACCCAUGCAAAUGGUACAUAACUCGGCGUUCAAUCAGACUUCUCUUCUCCUGGUUCAGGGUAUUAGUGAUUUAGAUAUUCUUCGACUUAACGUAAGCAGUGAUUCUAGUGGACGUGCCUCGACUAAGUCAUUAGUUCGUGUUAAAAGUAGAGAUGCAAGGAAGAUCAUAUGCAGUGCGAUUUCUAACACGGGGUCCCUUUUUGCUUAUUCUGAUCAAAUUGGCCCCAGUCUGUUUGAGUUGAGGAAAAACGAUAUUGCAAAGAGUCCAUGGAGUGUCAGUAGAAGACGACUUCCCACACUUCCGUUUGCGCAUUCCAUGAUUUUCAGUUCAGACUGCACUCGACUGAUAUUAGCAGGACAUGACAGAAGGAUAUAUGCUAUUGACGUUAAUAGUAUGGAACUAGUAUAUAGUUUCACACCAUGCCGGGAGGAGCAGGAAGGUGAAUCUCCACCUAUCGAGCCUCCAAUAACAAAAUUGUACACUAGCUCAGAUGGUCAGUGGCUAGCUGCUAUCAAUUGCUUUGGCGACAUCUAUGUAUUCAACCUCGAAACACAAAGGCAGCACUGGUUCAUAUCAAGGCUUGAUGGUGCAUCUGUUACAGCUGCUGGUUUCCAUCCCUGGAACAACAAUGCGCUUGUGAUCUCAACCUCCUCAAACCAGGUGUUUGCUUUUGACGUUGAAACCAGACAGUUGGGCAAGUGGUCGUUGCUCAACACUUACGUCCUGCCAAAGAGGUACCAAGAGUUUCCUGGCGAGGUCAUCGGACUCUCUUUCUCUCCGUCGGCAAGUUCAUCGUCUGUCAUAGUUUACAGCUCCAGGGCAAAGUGUGUGAUCGACUUCGGGAAGCCGGCAGGAGAAGACGAAGAGAAUGUUGAUUUACCAAACGGCAAUCUCUCGAAGACGCUAGAAGGUAAACUCGUGAACAUGGGGUUGAAAUUGAAGAAAGGAUCGAACCGAAAACGUCGGUUAGAAGAGUAUCAGGUAGAGGGUAAGAGUAAAGAGAGAAAGAACUUUGAGAUUUUACCCUCAAAGCACCCGGUUUUGUUCGUGGGUCACCUUUCUAAAAACUCAGUCAUGGUGAUUGAGAAACCGUGGGUGGAUGUUGUCAAGAGUUUGGAUACUCUGCCAGUGGACAGACAUAUUUUUGGAACUUAA